Molecule: messenger RNA, 1283 nt
Organism: Medicago truncatula (barrel medic)
Lineage: Eukaryota; Viridiplantae; Streptophyta; Magnoliopsida; Fabales; Fabaceae
Product: B3 domain-containing transcription factor VRN1
Exons: 5
Coding region: 107-1054 (315 amino acids)
Molecular function (GO): DNA binding
Source: RefSeq, a predicted model, not a curated record
GAGAGUGUCACACACACACUCGGUCUAAUACGAAAGCCAUAUAAUUUAAUUCUAUCCUCCUUAACUGUAAUUGUCAUCUAAACUUAAUAGCAAGCAGUACUCACUCAUGGCUAGUGAAACUCUUGAGUUGAAGCCAAUCCACUUUUUCAAGAUAAUACUUGCUCAAAAUCUUCAGGAAGGAAAGCUUAUGAUGCCAAGAAAGUUUGUGGAGAAAUAUGGAGAAGGUUUAUCAAAUGCUAUAUAUCUAAAGACUCCAAAUGGUGCAAAGUGGAAAUUAAAUUUGCUAAAAAUUAAUGGCAAGAUAUGGUUUGAAAAGGGUUGGAAAGAAUUUGCAGAGCAUCAUUCUCUAGCUCAUGGCCAUCUUCUGCUUUUCAAAUAUCUAAGAAAUUCUCGUUUUCUUGUGCGCAUCUUUGAAAAGAGUGCCUUAGAGAUAAAUUAUCCAUUCCAAAGAGUUGCAGCUAAAAAUGUCUCCAAUGGUCAAAAGAGAAAAGCUAACUCUUCUUUUGAAUUUCAUCAACCAUGUGAAAUUGGAAGCAAUAGUUGUGUUGAAGUUGAUAAAUUGAAUAAGGUAGCAACUUUGCAUCAUGCUGGCAGAGAGUCCAAAGGGAAACAAGUGCUUGCUACAAAGAGAGUUACAGCUCUUGAAAGAGCACAAUCUUUCAAAACAUGUAACCCAUCCUUUGUUGUUGUCAUGCGCGCAUCAUACGUGGAACACCGAUUUCUUGUGAAUAUACCACGUAAGUUUGGUAAUAGACACUUUGAUUUGGAUAAGAAGAGAGGAGAUGUAUAUUUGGUGUUAAAUGAAGGAAUUUGGCCUGCAAAGUACCUAAUCAGGAUGACCCUUAAAGGACCACAUUUUGAUCUCACAACUGGAUGGAAGGCAUUUGCAAAGGACAAUAAGUUGAAAGUUGACGAUGUUUGCAAAUUUGAGCUCAUCUCUUGCACUAUACUUACCUUCAUUGUUCACAUCUUUAGAGAGACAGACAAUGACAACACAAAUUGUUCAGCAUCUCAAAAAUUUUCCCAAGUGAAAGAAGAAGCUUCUCAAGGAUAAAGAAAAGGAAUGGAAAUCAUUACUACAAAUCUACAAUCAAAUCACUAAUAGUCUAUUUCCUAUAACUAAGAAGCUUAAUUAUUGUUGCAUGUAUCUGGUGCAUGUUCUAGGAGUACUGCUAAAAUAUGGAACACUAGACUAGUCUACUUCCUGUAACUAAGAAGUUCAACUUUUAUUUUGCAUUUGUAGGCAUUACUUUAUGCUAUUUCUUUGAAUGAGCUAUUAUGCU